Molecule: messenger RNA, 4323 nt
Organism: Oncorhynchus mykiss (rainbow trout)
Lineage: Eukaryota; Metazoa; Chordata; Actinopteri; Salmoniformes; Salmonidae
Gene: nabp2
Product: nucleic acid binding protein 2
Biological process (GO): double-strand break repair via homologous recombination; response to ionizing radiation; mitotic G2/M transition checkpoint
Cellular component (GO): SOSS complex
Molecular function (GO): DNA binding
Source: RefSeq, a predicted model, not a curated record
CAACCAAAUUGUAAAAUCGUUGAUAGACAGUUGACUCAACCUAUCUUCGGUACGAGCAGUUUUCCUUCUCAGAUAAAGGACCUAUCACAUGAUUAUCUCAUGCGCGUCCCAUAUAAUCCAUGGUCAUUGGACACAAUUUUGAUUGAAACUAAAUUUGACCAACAGAAUGCCCGCCACUACUGUACUGACGGUCACAAAAAAAUGAACAGUAGCUAGGUUUUUAUUUUAUUUUUUAACAGUAGCUAGCUAGCUCUUUUACAAACAGGAAAACAAUACUUUUUUUUUUAACUCACUUGUUCCAUGGCUUAAAAUCCAUUAUACCGGACAAAUCAGCUGUGGACGACUACACACUGUUGAGGGCUGCUUUGGUCCAGAGUUGACUUACACUUUUGGAUGCAUGACGAGGAUCUGAAAGAUGACGACCGAGACCCACGUCAAGGACAUCAAGCCAGGACUCAAGAAUCUCAGUGUCAUCUUCAUCGUACUUGAAACAGGACGAGUGACAAAGACAAAGGAUGGGUAUGAGGUGCGGACCUGUAAGGUGGCCGACAAGACCGGCAGCAUUAGCAUCUCAGUUUGGGAUGAGGUAGGGGGACUGAUCCAAACCGGUGACAUCAUCAGACUCACUAAGGGAUAUGCGUCUGUGUUCAAAGGUUGCCUGACUCUGUACACAGGUAGAGGUGGAGAGCUGUCGAAGAUUGGAGAGUUCUGCAUGGUGUAUUCAGAGGUGCCAAACUUCAGUGAGCCUAACCCAGAGUACUCUAACAUGGACCAGAUGAAGAACAAGACUGUAGUCGGUGACCAAGGAAACAUACUGAACAACAACAAUAACAGCUCAGCUGGUAAUGAAACUACCAAUGGGAACGGUGUAAACUCUCAAGGUUCCGGGAGCUCGACUAAUCCUCAACAGGGAGGGCGGGCUGGCAGUGAUGUUGGCAGCAGAGCAGCCAAUCCAGGAGCAGGAGGGACAGCUGUCAGCAAUGGAAAGGAGACUAGACGUUCAGCAAAAAGAUGAUUGGAGCAGAAGGAAGCAAAGUCCAUCCCUCUCCAGAAAUGUCAAAUGAUGAGACUAAUGCUGCGUUCGAAGUGGAAAUUUACCACCAUAGAGUUAGGACUCUAAAUGGAUAAAACCCAUUUUGGCAUGAACCUUGCUAUUGAGGGCUUCACCAUUUUAAAGUAGUCAAAUGGGUGGGACUUCCUAUGGGUAAGGAAGCAUCACGAGGGAUGAUAGUCAAGUUUUUCACUAGUAAUUACCAGCUGGAGGGCUGUUCAAAUGUAUUUUUCCAGUCGUAUGUGGAAAACGUUAAGACAUUUGAUUUGAAUUAGGUUUGUUUACACAGAACAGAGUUCACUAAAGGUUAUGUAACCAUCAAGAAAAAGUAUUUGUGAGAAAAAUAAUUAUUUUCAUUUUUUACAAUUAAGCUGCCAAAUGGGAAGCCAUAACGUGUUUUUCAAAGUCAGGUAGUUUUCCAAUGAGAUAUCUAAAAUAUAAAAUUACUCUUUUAACUAAUGUGCUGUGUAGGCUCUGUGCAAAACGUAGCCCAAACCUGACAGAUUGAUGUGAAGUUGGAUUCAGAAAUCCUUAGUUGCUACAUCCAUUUUUGGAUGUAUAAAUAAAUAUAGAUUGAUGAAUUUAACUUAUAAAUGCCUCAUGAGCUUAGGUCAACUGUCAUACCUCAUCAGAUUCAGAACCUUGCGACAGCAGCCACACUUUACAUGUUGUACGACCGUUCAAACUGGUCUGGAAUAGUGAGCUUACAUGACAAUUUUUACUCCAAUGUUUGUAAACAAACUGUAUAGCCUCGUAACAUGGUUGAAACUACAUAUUUGGUAUCAUGGAUGGUCAGUCCUUGCAUCCAUAGAUCUGUUUAUUAAUUUGAAAGUGGUUACACUUCUCCAGCCCCAGAUAGAGAGAAAAAAAAAAAAGUUUCAAUUAAGGAUUCUGGCUUGAAAAUGUAAAUUAAAGAAAACACAAAGUAUAUAGAUAUUAAGCAAUAGCAAUUUAUUUAAACAUAACCAAUCCUAAACCACAACACUGAAUGACAAGACUCAAAUGCUGUAGCAUACAUUGUAUAAAAUCGAUCAGGUUUCAAUGCCUUGGUUUGUUAAGUUUCUCCUGUAAUGUCAGAAAGGUCAAUGCAGAUUACUGUUUCACUAAAAUCAUUAAAUCAUGUAUUUUAUACAUUUUCGGAACAUUUUGUAAGAAAUAACCAUUCAGUAGCACACAAUUAUAUAACAAGGCAAAGUGCUUUCAAGGAUUGCAAUGUCAAAAUAAUGAACACGUUGGAGAUUUGUUCAGGGUUGGAAGGGUAUUUAUGUGUGUGUGUGUUUGUGUCUUUUACGGAAUAGAUCUCUAACCCCUAUUACUGUAUCUCACAUACCUAUGCUUCAGUCAAAAAGUCAAAGGUCAGUUGGUUGGGAGAGGUGAUGGGAGUUGUGGUGGUAGCAUGAUCACAAAUUAAGGUCUAGAUUUGUUUUUCGUUUGAAGGCUUAAGGCUGGAUGCAAUACGAUUUCCCAUCACACAAACACCACAUGCGACAUAUAUCCAUAAUUUGACUUCAAUAACAGCUUUAGUUAUGUUGCUUUUGUAAUUAAGAUGCACACACGUUCUCCUAAUCUCUGGUAGUUGUAGACACAGUUGCAGCUGUAAACUAGACUUUUAGACGUAUGGCUCAACUUACACACAGUAAAAACCCACCAUACUAUGAAAAACAGGAUGAUACCUGGUGGAUACUUUCAGGACGGGGUUUUAAAAAAAACAAUCAUAAAGUACCUUGUUGCAACAAGUAUCUGAAGGAUAGAAAACAUGUACCAGAGACGAGGUUCACAUGUAUGCUACAACAGUUAGACCUUAAAAGAGAUUUCAUUUGAUCAAAAUACAGUUUGGCUUCACAUUCCAGUGGUUGUUGGGAUAUCAUUUUUCUUUCCAUGUUCAAGCGCACGUACAAACACACACACACACACACAAAAUCAAGCUCACUUUUUUUUUUUUUUUUGAGCAAAAGUGAUUAAUAUGCUUUCAUAUUUUACAGACACUAGUAUACAGUGAGCUACAAAAGUAUUGGGACAGUGAAAACCGUUUUGGCUCUGUACUCCAGCACUUUGGAUUUGAUACAAUGACUAUGAGGUUAAAGUUCAGACUGUCAGCUUUACCUUUAGGGUAUUUUCAUCCAUAUCGGGUGAACCGUUUCAAUAUUACAGCACUUUCUGUACAUAGUCCCUCCCAAAUGUGUCACUGUCACACUACUUUUGUAGCUCACUGUAGGUGGUUAUGAGCUAAGGAGACAAAGAGUAGCUGUGCAUCAAGGAGGUAGGCAAAAUAAAACAUGAUCAUAUUACAUUAGCAGUAAAAGUAACUUUCAAAAUAGCAUGGACAUUUGAGGUGAGACCAUUUGUUUUAACUUAAAUGUAUUAAUUGUAACUGAUAUAAUUUGAGGUAAUAUGGAUUCAAAAAAAAAAAUAAUCACACAAUCUCAUGCUAAUAAAACUUAUAAAAUAAAUGUUUACUGAAUGCUCUAGAAAAUACUGAAUGCAGGCAUGCUCAAGCUCUUCACCAGGCAGCAGUACUUCAAAACAGAAAGGUGCCAAAGAGAAAGCAUUUCAUGCAUUUCCACUUGAUCAUUUUGCACCUCCUAAUUUAUAGUUUGGCCUAAAUGAAGCACAAUAACACUUUCCUGAUCACCUACAGUUCAUGCUGAAGUCACAUGGGAAGUCAACAUCGGCUUGGCAUAUUCUAUCCCUUCUAUGGACUACAACCAGAUAGGGACUAUUAGUGGUUAAAAUACCUGCCUAACGUUCAACUUUAUGACCAAUUACUAACUUUAACCCAAAACUUCCAAUAUGGUGAAAACAAUUGCAGCGAAACAAGAAGCCAAUGAAAUUCUAGCAGAGGCAAUACGGACAGUCAAAGCACAUAAUAAUUCAAGGUUGUAGCCCGUAGACCGGGCUUGUGUUACAUUUUGCUUGGCUGGUCUAUUGGAGUAAACAAAUCCUAGCAUAAUACAAAGCAAUGUUCAAUGACUGAGUCAAACCGAGACGCCCUCCUGAAUAAGACGUUAAUAUAUCCAGAACCAAAGUAAAAAUAAGGGCUGUUAAAGCAAAGGACUACCAACCUCAAGCUUUCAAUUACACCAGUGCUUUACAUUUCAUUCAAAAGGUCUGUUAAUGCAUAUUAGGUCUACCCCACAUAGCACGUAGGAUACUGUACUCAUUUAUUUUCAAAUAUGCUCAAAUUAACAAUAACAUUUAAAAUGAGUCAACCAAAAACUAUUACAGGCCAUUGCACCAGAAUCUUACAUACAUCACUUGUGUUUCAAAGGAAA